CAAAUCGCCCUGUUUUAUACGUGACCGCCCUUCGCUAAUCGCAUUAUCUCGCGCGAGACUUCCUGAAGUGGCGCUGUAAUGACAUAAUUUCUGCAUACAAACUUCCUAAACUCGUGCGAAAGCCCCGCAGUUUAGUUUAUUUGUCAAACAAAUGAAAAUGAUCGAGACACGGUUUACAUGGGGGGGAAAAGGACACGGCUAACUAUCACUCCAAGCUAACAAUCUCUAUGCGUGUUGAGUUUUGGACAAGAACAAACUAAUUGUUCAAUUUGAGAGUCGACAUUUUUGUGUUUUUUUUCUGGUGAGCCUGUUUUUCUCAUGGCAACGCUAGCCGGUCUUGAACAGUCUCUGCGACAGUCUGCCCGACGCGGACGAGAGGUUCUGGAGCGGGCCUCCAGGCGGAAGGUGGACUGGGCCGAGCUGCCGUACACAUAUACUCCUGUGGCAGAUGACGACAGGGCCGUAUACAGCAAAAAAACAAUGGAGGAACUUCAGGAGGCCUUUUCCACCAUCACUGAAUUCAUGGCGGAGACUCACAUUCAUUGCAAAAGGUUCUACGACUCGGUAGGAUGUUCUCAAGGUUCCAACAUCGAGAAGAAACAUGUGCCUCGCUACCAUAAACACAUCGGGGCAACCAAGAUUGGGUCCUCAUCUCAAUUUGGGCAACAUGGUCGGAGUCGAGGUCAAGGUCCACCAGACGACUUCUACAUGGAGGUGGCUCCCGGAUUGUACACCAUCAGCGCCAGCCGGCCUGGCUCACAGGAGCAAACCCAGAUGAUCGACCUUGAUCCUGGGGAUACUAAACAUGAAGUCAGUGGAACCGAGAGCUGUGAUAGAGAGAAGCAGGGAGUGGCCGGUACAGAGAGCUGUGAUUGGGCGAAGAAACAGGAAGUUAGUUGAACCCAGAGCUGCAAUUUGAAGAAGCAGGAAGAAUGUGGAACUGAAACCCGAUUUGUCAAGAAAGCAGGAAGCGAGCACAACCGAGAGUUAUUGGAUUAAUUAGCUGGAACCGCUUUAAAUAGCACAGCCACUUAACUAUAUAUUUAUAUUGCACUUAAUUGAACGGUGUACAUUGAAACUAACAUUUAUUUUGUGAAUGCAAACACUUUGCUUUUCUUCUUUCUACCCACAAUCUUGCUGCUGUAGACUGUGAAUUUCCCCAGUGUGGGACAAAUAAAGGAUAUCUU
Molecule: messenger RNA, 1187 nt
Organism: Hippocampus zosterae (dwarf seahorse)
Lineage: Eukaryota; Metazoa; Chordata; Actinopteri; Syngnathiformes; Syngnathidae
Gene: akip1
Product: A kinase (PRKA) interacting protein 1
Exons: 6
Coding region: 319-900 (193 amino acids)
Biological process (GO): regulation of non-canonical NF-kappaB signal transduction
Cellular component (GO): nucleoplasm
Source: RefSeq, a predicted model, not a curated record